CAUUUUCUGCUCCAGUCUUCCAUUUCUUUUACUCCUUUCCAUUUGCCACCCAGAAAGGUAACAAGAGAGUGGUAGUGCAAAGGUAAGCUACAAGGGGACGGCAAGCGUCUUUCAAUUUUGGUUCAUUCAUAUUCGGGGUGACAACUUCUUCACCCACCGACUUUUUUGAUAAUCAACGGGCGUCGACGCCCCAUUCGCAGGACCCUCUAUGGGAUCCCCCUUACCAAGACAGCGUUCACGCGCAAACCUCAAACAUGCACUCCCUGCGCCACCAUCCACUCGCUCACUAGCAUCGAUGGCAGGUAACAGCCCGACAUCGUCUCCUACGCCUCAACGACGCUCUGAGAUUACGGCCGACGCACUUCGGUCUCACCUUUCAAGCUUGUUAGAACAAAAGUCGUCACAACUUCAAAUGCUGGGAACAAUGGGCCAGGAGAUUCUGAGACAACAGCAAGAGCUCGAAGAGCGCAUCCGGGACUUUGAAGGUGAAGGAAUAGAAGGGGAUGCCAUCGCGGAGGAGACCAAGGAAAAACUUAGAGAGCUUGACGAAGCAAUGAAAGCUUGGGAAAAUCAGAAUGAAGAUAUGAUGAGAGAGCUCGGAGGAAAGAUGCCUGAGAGCUUUCAAGGUCCGGCUGUUGCCACAGUACCGUCCUCAACCAAAGCUGCAGCUCAACCUAAUAAUCUCACGCGGCGACAGCGCAAUACCCAGCAUCGACAGCUUGACAUGGAGUUUGCGACUGAGAUUGGUCAGAACCUUCUGGUCGAAGUUCGGAGGCUUCAAGCAUUGUUGAGUGAAAGGGACCGCGCUCUGGAAAAGCUUUCCGAAGAAAAGGAGACUUGGGAACAAGAAAGUCAGACCCUAUUGAUUGCUGUAAGGGCUGCAGAAAGCAGCGUUGACCGUUACAAAGAAGAGAACUGGAACCUUGAAGUAAAUCUACAAGAACUUCGUUCAUCUGUUGCCGACAUGCAAGAUCAGCUCACCAAGGCCAAUGCCGAGCAAGCACGCCUGCAAAAAACCCUCGUAUCCUCUCGCGAGGCUGCUGAAGCUUACAAGACCGAAGCCGAGAAACAUGCUCAGGCUAUCGAAGAACUCAAAGCCAAGCAUGAGACUGAUAUGGCCCAGGCUAGAAGGACGACUGCUGGCUUGCAACGUGACAAAAGCGACUUGUUAGGGGAACUCAAUCACGAAAGACAGCGGCGAGUCAGCGCACGAGGCAGAAUGUCCCAGAGCUUGAGCGCUAGCCCUGGCAUGCUCAGUCCUAACCACCUCGACAGCGACGAAGACGAUGUCUUUGCAGCUGGUGGAAAAGGCAACUCCAGCCCUACCAAACGCGGUCCUGGCUUUGACGCCAACGAUAAUGCCCUUUCGCCUUCUCAGCUUUACGAAUCCGACUUUGACUCACCGAACCCUACGCCCUCUAAACCAUUCCCCCGAUCACCUCUUGGAGAGAUGUUUGUCAGUGAGAACGAUGAGCUCCGUGAGAAACUUCGGGUCGCUGAGCAAGAAAUUGAAGCUCUCAAGAGCGAAAAUGAGCGAGUCCGACUUGGCAGCUUUUCAAAGAAGGAAAGCGUUGUCGAUGAGUUUGGCACUCGUGCUCCUGCAGGUGAAUGGGAGGAAGAUGAGCACACGAUUGGUGCUUCAAGUCGAGGCCGAGGUUCUACCCGGGGCAGACGUGGUGGACGAGGAAAGAAUUUUGCCGCCAGUAUUGGCCGCAAAUUUGGUUUCAACAGAGCAGUUUCUGGCCUCAGCACCCCCAACGCUGGCGACAGAAGCUUCAACUCAACGAGCUCUGGCACUCCCGAUCUUUUGCGCCCUCGAGACAUGUCCGCGAGCCCCGCUCCUUCCGUUAUUGGUGGCGAAACGUUGGGCAACGUCUUGGGCAAUCGCUCUGUUGAGAGGCUCGGAUCUGCCUCACCUUUCAACACGCCUUCCAUCGACAGUCUCAAGGCUAACUUUGGUCAGCCUACAGCUCUUGCCGAUGAAAUCGGUGCGCCCAUCGAGCCAUCUACCGACUAUGUCGACGCUGGUAUCAUGACUGAUAAAUGGUCACCGGAGAAGCCAAUCAUGCCUGGUACACAGUCGCCUGCUGUUAUCCCCUCACCUACCACGCCUACUGAACUCAUUGCCAGCUGGGGUGCUGAAACACCUAAACGCGGUGUCAGGGAUGAGUCGCAGUUUGCCAACCUUCCUCCUCUCCCUCCUCCUCCAGCAACCCCCACAGCUGCUGGUGAUACUACUCCCACCAAGAAGAAUACUCCUCUUCCUAUGCCCAGCAGGCUUCAGCAAGUCUUUGCGCCCAUUUCUAUCGAUGAUAGUAUGUCUAUCACUACCGAUACUGAUGCCGACGACUAUGAAUCGGCUGCUGAGACGAUCGGCUCCCUCACUCCUAACCGAACCCAAUCCGAGCUCCCUACCGACACCGAAGCCUACCAAACUGGCCGAGAAUGGCCCAACGAGAGCAGCGCAGAGGACAGUGACACGGAGGAAGUGCAAGAACAAGAGCACACUUUGCGUGGUCUGAAGGCCUCUUCUACCAUAGGUUUGGGCUUGGCCAGUGCCGCUGCUGGUGGAUGGGCUGCUGCUAAGCAAGCACACAAAAUGGCCAGUAGAGACAGAAUCGCCGACGCUCCUGUCGAGAAGAUCGUCGAGAAGAUCGUCGAAGUCGAAAAACGCAUUGAAGUCCCUGUCGACAGGAUUGUCGAGGUUGAAAAACGCGUUGAAGUACCUGUGGACAGAAUCGUCGAGGUUGAAAAAAUUAUCGAAAAGAUUGUCGAAGUCCCGGUUGAGAGGAUUAUCGAGGUCGAAAAGAUCGUCGAAAUACCAGUUGAAAAGAUUGUGGAGGUUGAGAAGAUCGUCGAAGUCGAAAAACGCAUUGAAGUUCCUGUCGACAGGAUUAUCGAGGUUGAGAAACGCGUCGAAGUACCUGUGGACAGAAUCGUCGAGGUUGAAAAAAUUAUCGAAAAAAUUGUUGAAGUCCCGGUUGAGAAGAUUAUCGAGGUCGAAAAGAUCGUCGAAAAGAUUGUCGAAGUCCCGGUCGACCGAAUCGUCGAGGUACCUGUAGAAAAAAUCAUUGAAGUGGAGAAACUCGUCGAAGUGCCGGUUGAGGUCGAAAAGAUCGUCGAGAAGAUCGUCGAGAAGAUCAUCGAGGUACCGGUGGAAGUUGAGAAGAUUGUAGAAGUUCCCGUGGAGAAAAUUGUGGAGGUUGAAAAACGGGUUGAGGUCCCCGUAGAGGUGGAGAAGAUUGUUGAGGUACCUGUCGAGGUCGAAAAGAUCAUUGAGAAAAUCGUGGAAGUUCCCAUCGACAAGAUCAUUGAAAUCGAGAAGCGAGUGGAAGUCCCUGUCGAAAUCGAAAAGAUCGUCGAGGUGCCUGUGGAGACAAUUGUCGAGAAAAUCGUUGAAGUUGAGAAGAUCGUGGAGAAGACUGUUGAGGUCCCAGUCGAAAAGAUCAUCGAGGUCGAAAAGAUUGUCGAAGUCCCCGUCGAAAAAAUCAUCGAGGUUGAGAAAAUCGUGGAAAAGAUCGUUGAGGUCCCAGUCGAAAAGAUCAUUGAAGUUGAAAAGAUUGUGGAGGUCCCCAAGAUCAUUGAGGUUGAAAAAGUGGUGGAGAAGAUUGUUGAGGUUGAAAAGGAAGUCAUAAAGGAGGUGGAAGUGGAGAAGAUAGUGGAAAAGAUUGUUGAGGUGGAGGUUGUCAAGGAGGUGCCUGUCAAUGUUGACGUCGAAAAGAUUGUAGAACGGGUCGUGGAGGUCGAAAAGCCCGUCGAAAAGAUUAUUGAGGUGCCAAAGAUUGUGGAGGUGGAGAAGAUUGUGGAGAAGGUGAUAGAAGUCAUCAAGGAAGUACCCAAGGAGAUCGAGAUCAUCAAGGAAGUGGAGGUGGAGAAGAUUGUUGAAGUCAUCAAGGAAGUGGAGGUGGAGAAGAUUGUUGAAGUCAUCAAGGAAGUUGAGGUUGAAAAAGUGGUCGAGAGGAUUGUUGAGGUGCCAGUGGAGGUUGAGAAGAUUGUUGAGGUCGAGGUGGAGAAGCGAGUCGAAGUACCGUUUGAAGUGGAGAAGAUUGUUGAAGUUGAAAAGGUUGUUGAGGUGCUGGUGGAAGUGGAAAAGAGAGUGGAAGUACCUGUGGAAGUUGAGAAGAUUGUGGAGAAGACGAUUGAGGUGCCGAUGGAGGUUGAGAAAAUCGUGGAAAAGAUCGUUGAAGUUCCGGUUGAAAUCGAAAAACGCAUCGAAGUCCCGGUCGAAGUCGAAAAGAUCGUUCAAAUCCCCGUUGAGGUCGAAAAGAUCGUGGAGAAGAUGGUAGAGGUGCCUGUUGAGGUGGAAAAAAUAGUCGAAAAGGUGGUGGAGGUGCCUAUCGAAAUUGAGAGGAUUGUUGAAGUUCAGAAGAUUGUCGAGGUGCCUGUCGAGGUCGAGAAGAUUGUCGAAAGGAUUGUGGAGCUUCCCGUCGAAGUGCAGCGAAGAAUUGAGGUCCCGGUCGAGAAGAUCGUGGAGGUCGAAAGGAUUGUUGAGGUCGAGAAGAUUGUGGAGGUACUAGUCGAAAAGAUUGUCGAAGUCCCUGUCGAGCGUGUCGUCGAGAGGCAAGUCGAGGUUCCGGUCGAAAUCGAACGCAUUAUCGAACGACGAGUUGAGGUUCCGAUCGAGAAGAUUGUCACCAUCGAAAAGCGCAUCGAAAUUCCCAUCGAGAGAAUCGUCACUGUGGAGAAGAUUGUUGAAGUCCCUGUUGCCGCCAACAAAUCUCUUUUCUCCGACUCUACCUCUCAAACCGAACCUCUUGCCUCUGUGAACUCCUCGUCGCUUGCCCCCAAUCCCGACAUCGGUUUGUUCCGUGUCACACCUGGUACAAGUUACGACUUCCUCAAGGCUCCUCCGUCGACUGUUCGUCGAGUCUCUGCGGACAAUCUUGCGGCUGUUGCCAGUGGCUCCGCCGAUUCCACAAAGACAGUCGAGACGAAGAGUGUACCUACUUCUCCUGCGGACAAAUCUCAGCCGCCAAUGAUGAACCUUCCCCCUCCACCUAGCAACCCACCGCCUAGUCGUAUCGGCAAGAAGAUGUCAAUGGGUCCUCCUCCUUUGCCUACCUCUCCCCACCCCGACGACUUCCUUCAACGGGCAACGAGCCCCGCAUUCCAAUCCACCGUUAAUCGGCGCUCUUCGACGCGUACCGCUCCAUCUGCUGCUGGAGCUGCUAUCCGUGCUUCUGGUGGUGACAUGCCGCCCCCAGCCUCUACCUCGCGUAAACCGUCAAGAAGCAGUUUCAAGCCCGCGGCUUCUGCUCAAGCCACGCCUGUCAGGGAUGAUGUCAAGUCUCGCCAAAGCGUCAGGCGCCGCACAGACAACACCUUUGCUUCCAGCGGUUACACCUCUGCCAACUCUAGUGCCACUGGUCAUGAUCAACUCAUAGAACAUGAUCGCAACCCUUCACUCUCGUCAUUCGAUAGCUAUGCCGGGACAGUCCCGAAGCCGCGUGGUGUACCUACGGCAGGCUCAACCGAUCCCCAAACAAUUCACGCGAUUACGCAGACGAUGAUUGGAGAGUAUCUGUACAAGUACACGAGGAGAGCAGUCGGCAAGGGUCAGAGUAGCAACAGACACAAGAGAUUCUUCUGGGUACAUCCAUACACCAAGACUCUGUACUGGAGCACAGAGGAUCCGGGAAGUAGCAGAGCUUCCGAGAGUUCGGCCAAGAGUGUGUUCAUCUCGAACGUCAAGGUUAUCGAGGACACUAACAUCCAACCUCCUGGUUUGUUCACCAAGAGUAUCGUCGUGUCUACUCCUGGGCGAGAAAUUCAGAUCACUGCACCUACACAAGAGAGGCAUGAGCUCUGGAUGUCUGCACUGCAGUUCCUUUUGCAAAAGCAGAGUCCUGAAGCCAACAAUACUCUCGCCGAGACCACUGUUCGAAACAGCUCUCGCCCGGCUCUUGCCUCAAUAGCCGACGAACAAGGCCGACUUACAAUGCCCAAAUCUCCCCUGUCUCUUCGUUCAUUUGGCUCUGAGCGCCAUUCUCUCAGUAAUAUUACCCCCAAAGCCAAUCGCAGCCACUCGACCAUGAGUAACUACCCUCGUUCAGCGUCGACGAUGGGUAAAAGGGCAGGUACAGUAGCACAUGAGUAUACGAGAAGGCACGAAGUACCUCAACCAUUCCAUGGUGGGCACCGGUACAAGGGGCCUUAUAAGGGAGCACCAAUUGUAGACGACGAAUUCGAUGUAGUGUCACGGGAAGAUGGAGAGGAUAUGGAUACUUCAUUUGAAGGCCUUGAGAAUGUUAGAGCGUGCUGCGAUGGCAAACACCUUGUCGGCCAGCAUAAUCACCAUCAUGACCAUCCCAAUGUCCCUCGGACACCUGCUCGGGCGGAGACACCAUCUCUGCGCGGCUGGUCUAUGCGUUCAGGAAGAGCGUCCAACGUGCUUAGCGACGGAGAAAGUAUCUUCUCAACAGCCAAGAAGAGGGAAGAACGAUCAAAAUCUGCCAUGGGACAUAGGGAUAGGAGGGAUGGAGCAAAGAGUCCUGCUAUGGGGUCGUUGAGGAAUCUCAAGCAGGCAUAGUUUCAAAUAGGUUUCCUUCUUGACAAUUUCGGGACGUUUUUUUGUGAAUCGAUGGUUUCUUUUUUUUGUCUCCUUCCGUAUCUGUCUUUGUGACCUUUUUUGUGCAUAGACGAUUAGAGUAUCUAAUGUGCAUAUAUAUACCCUAUCUUGAAAGGAUGUAUAAUAUCGUCAGUGG
Molecule: messenger RNA, 6704 nt
Organism: Cryptococcus deneoformans JEC21
Lineage: Eukaryota; Fungi; Basidiomycota; Tremellomycetes; Tremellales; Cryptococcaceae
Product: tubulin binding protein, putative
Exons: 8
Coding region: 209-6529 (2106 amino acids)
Biological process (GO): dynein-driven meiotic oscillatory nuclear movement; microtubule cytoskeleton organization; establishment of mitochondrion localization
Cellular component (GO): mitochondrion; cell cortex
Molecular function (GO): phospholipid binding; tubulin binding
Source: RefSeq, a predicted model, not a curated record